AUCACUUACAAGUACCACAUUUAUCUCAAACCAACUAACUGUUUGUAUGUACGAUAAGAAGAUGUGUUAUUACUGUUUUUCAAACUAAUAAGGAACUCAUCAUCUUUCAUACUAAAUUUAUUUCCUUAGCAACAUAUAGAAAACGCACAAAGAAUUUUAAAAUGUCUUCGUUCAGGACUUUAACGUGUUGUUUCAUUAGUUUUAAAAUAAAUUAAAUAACAUAGUUUUACCUAGUGUUAUUUUUUGUUAUACAGUGAUUAAAUUAUCGAGUGUUUGUGAUAUUUUUCUGUGAUAAAAGUGAAUAUAUUAAAAAAAAUGGAAUUUCGGACGUAUGGCGCUAUAUCUCCGUCAAACGAACCCCUUUUAAAUACUCGUAACAAACGUAAUUCGGUGGUAGUAGUUAAUUCUAAGCUGCUCGGUAUAGAAAAACCUUCGUUUUAUUACACCUCUUACGUGUUGAUUUAUAUUGUGUUUUUGUGUUUGGGAGCUGUGGUUUUCAGUUUUUUAGAAACUUCGACGGAAAUCACUGCCAGAAUUCACCUCGAAAACAAGAUAGAGAACUUUAAAAAACUCAAUCCGAAUGUAUCAGAGGAAUCGCUUGAGGAAUUGAUGCAGGAGGUGGUCAAAGCCACGAAAAAAGGCAUAUCUGUAGGAUUCAACCAAACCGAUGAAUUCAACUGGAGUUUUGGACAAUCGUUAUUUUUUACCAGCUGUGUAGUGACGACUAUAGGAUAUGGUCGAAUAACCCCUUUAACCAGAAUUGGGAAGAUUUUCUGCAUAUUGUACGCCCUCGUGGGUAUUCCCUUAACCCUGAUAUUGUUGUCAGGAUUGGUGGAAAGAUUCCUCGUGCCGGCCUGGUGGCUAUUGAACUGGCUCAAUCUCAAACUCGAAGACCUGUAUAAUUCGUUUAACAUCAGAUUGCUACAUCUUGCAAUUAUAAUAACACUUCUGACGAUAUUUUUCUUGGUCCUACCGGCUGGUGCUUUCUACUACUUGGAAGAAGACUGGAGCUACCUCGACGCCUUGUAUUACUGUUUUAUAUCUUUAACGACAAUAGGUCUGGGAGAUUAUAUCGCAGGAGACUCGUCAGUUAUUUCACCUUAUAAAUCCUUAUACAAAAUUGUCACGACAAUUUACCUCUUCCUGGGUAUUACGAUUAUGAUGUUGACUUUAACAAUUUUCUACGAUAUUCCUCAACUAAAUCUAGGUCUGCUGUUUAGUUUAAGCGAGCAUGUUCUGGCCCGAAAAGAAAGCACAGUCUUAAGCAUAAGUGGUCGAAACAGGGCCAAUAUUUAACGUCCAGUCAAAUUUAUCUUCAAUAAAAUAUUUUAAUUUCAA
Messenger RNA from Sitophilus oryzae (rice weevil), 1338 nucleotides. RefSeq names its product potassium channel subfamily K member 1-like. The record is from RefSeq and is a predicted model, not a curated record. Gene Ontology annotation, molecular function: potassium ion leak channel activity. Gene Ontology annotation, biological process: stabilization of membrane potential; potassium ion transmembrane transport. NCBI's taxonomy places the organism in Eukaryota, Metazoa, Arthropoda, Insecta, Coleoptera, Curculionidae. The transcript is spliced from 6 exons. Bases 316 to 1296 code for a protein of 326 amino acids. Gene Ontology annotation, cellular component: membrane.